Trichoderma virens Gv29-8 is the source of this 1926-nucleotide messenger RNA. RefSeq lists its product as uncharacterized. Lineage: Eukaryota; Fungi; Ascomycota; Sordariomycetes; Hypocreales; Hypocreaceae. The record is from RefSeq and is a predicted model, not a curated record. Gene Ontology annotation, biological process: regulation of DNA-templated transcription. Bases 1 to 1926 code for a protein of 641 amino acids. The transcript has 3 exons. Gene Ontology annotation, molecular function: zinc ion binding; DNA-binding transcription factor activity, RNA polymerase II-specific.
AUGCGGCUGGGGACCAAGUCGUGUGCCGAAUGCCGUCGCCGGAAGGUCCGGUGCGUCUUCCCGCCAAACAGCUCCGUCUGCCACGGCUGCGAGCUCCAUCAGACGCCGUGUCGGGCCCAGCAACCGCGCCCGCGAGACCGGGACACGAAUCUCCAGACGAUUCCGCAAUCACAAUCACACGCUCAGCUGGCGGCUGAUAAUGCGGCCCUGCGCCGACGCGUGGUCGAGCUCGAGGGCCUUGUCGGCAGCAUCUGCGACGCCCUCGAGCCGGCCGGCGACUCUCCCGCCUCUGGGGCUGCUUCGAUCUCUGCAGCCCCGCCGGAUUCCGCCGACAAGUCCGUCUCGGCCGGGGACGCGCCCCUGAUCAACCUCUUCCGGGAUGCUCUUCUGAUCCGCGACGGUGAGGGCGAGCUUUACGACGACCCGGAGGAUCCGUCGAUGCUGUACCUGAUGAAGGAGUCCCUCAGCUCCUUCAGGCCGCCCAUCCCCGACCCGGAAACGCUGCGGCUGGUGCUCGAGGAGUCACACAAGUUCUGGACUAUCUGGCCGACCUUUUUCUUUGCCCCAGAUCAAUCACUCACCAUGCAAAAGACCAGCAUCGACGACGCUGAGGCCUACUUCAACCAGGUCCUCAACUUUGGCCGUGGCGUCGAGUUCUGCUCGGCCAUGCUCUUCCUCACCCUCUGCAUCCAGCAGCUGCCGCGAAAUUGGAAGCACAUCAUCAUCUCGCCCAGCAUCUCGCGCCAGGUCCUCAUCGACGCGUACAUCCGCUUCGUGUCGGUGCUGCUGGCCGUCGAGGGUGAGGAGAGCAUCCUAGUCGUGCAGUGUUAUUUGCUGCUACACAAGAUCCUCAUCAAUAUGGGCCGUCCUCAGAGAGCUUGGGUUGCUAUCCGUCAUGCCCUCAGUGCCGGUACCCUCGUCGGCCUUGACAGACUCGAUUCUGGUGCCAACAUCCAGCGCAAGAUGCUAUGGACGCAGACGUGGAUGGUGGAGCGACAGCUGUGCAUCUUGCUGGGCUUCCCUUCAGCCGUCACCACCAGAGGAACCAAGGAUGAUCUUACCCAAGUGCUAAGUCCUAGUCAACGGAUCUAUCGGCGUCUAUGUAUCAUCAUGGGCAGCGUCAUCGAGCGCAACCAGAACCCAGCAAAGGCCUCGUAUGCUACAACCGUACAGCUAGACCAAGACAUGGAAGACCUCAAGAACAGCUUCCCUCCGGAAUGGACUGGACAAUACGGCCCCGACGCAACGACCGACUCCAUCUACUCCCAGGAGGCGGUCUAUAUCUUCUUUUACUCAACUCUCAAGCACAUCCAUCUACCCUACAUGCUCAAGGCCAAGGGAGACCGCCGCUACGAGCACAGCCGCCUGUCCGCCAUGGAGGCCUGCCGCGGGAUCAUCAAGAGCUAUCUGCGCCUCCGUGGCUCGACAAAGACGGAAGUUAUCCAGUGCGAGCUCAUGGACUUUCUCACCUUCAGCUCCGCCAUCGCCCUCAUUCUCGGCAUCCUGUCUGGGGCCGGAGAGUCAUCGCCUUCAGCGCUCACAGGCUACGCGGAGGAGUGGCAACUUGUCGAGCGACUCAUCGGCGAGCUGAGAAAGACAAACUCGCUGCUAGAAUGCACCGUCGCAAAGCAGAGCGCCGAGGUGCUCGAAACUCUCGUGGCCGCUAGCUACGGCACUUACACUGUCCAAGACGAUUUUGUGCUUGUAGUGCCUUACUUUGGACGUCUGCGUAUUUCCCAAGGCAACAAACAAGAUACCAGCCUCCCGGCAAACACAAUCGAGUUCAGCUCCAACGAUUUCCUCAACUCCACCUUUAGCGACUUUGACUUCCAGAUGGACCUCAGCCAGGACUGGUGCAACAUUGUCGACACGGGCGUCUAUGACUGGAACCAGAUGUUUAACUCUACUACCAUGGGACUCCUGUAG